Messenger RNA from Neltuma alba, 1786 nucleotides. RefSeq names its product cyclin-A1-1-like. The record is from RefSeq and is a predicted model, not a curated record. Gene Ontology annotation, biological process: mitotic cell cycle phase transition. The coding region runs from base 161 to 1639 and encodes 492 amino acids. Lineage: Eukaryota; Viridiplantae; Streptophyta; Magnoliopsida; Fabales; Fabaceae. The transcript is spliced from 11 exons. Gene Ontology annotation, molecular function: cyclin-dependent protein serine/threonine kinase regulator activity.
AGCCAUCUCUUUCCGCUCAUUCACUUCCUGCUUCUUCUUGUUCUUCUUCUUCAGCGCCUUUGGUUUCCAUUAGAAGCGUGAUCACCUUGGAGGAGUGGGGAUAUCUAAGGAAACAUUUGUGUUCCCGAAAUUGUGACCUGGUUUUGAUCUUGAAACUAGAAUGUCAACCCAGAAUCGGCGUCCAUCGUUUUCCUCCUCGACGACGUCGUCUAUGGCAAAGCGGCGCGCGUCGUCAUCGGAGAAUGCGGGGAAGGCUAUGGCAGCCCCUCCACACUUGGUCAAGAAGCGAGCGCCUCUCAGUAACCUGACCAAUCAAAACAAUGCGUCUCACAGUGCUUUGCGAAAGUCACUGCCGUCAUCUACUUUGGUACCGUGCACAACUAAAAUUACUCAGACAAAGAAGAAAUUCCCUGCUUGCACCACAAGCUCAGCCAUUUCCAGGAAUAAAAUUCCUACUUCGUUAAAUGCUAAAUCGACUGCAGUUGUUUUCCCCAAGGCCACUUCUUUUCCGCAAAGGGAUGGAAGUAAUUCUGCCACUGUUGCUCUCCCUUGCAGAAUGGAUACUUCUCCUGUCAAAUCAGACAGGAUGUCAGUUUCUCUGGACGAGACGAUGUCUACCUGUGAUUCUUUCAAGAGCCAUGAAAUUGAAUAUAUUGACAACAGCGAUAUUUCAGCCCUUGAUUCUACUGAUAGAAGGACAUUCAGCAAUCUGAACAUCUCAGAUAAUACGGAGGCGCCAGUUAAUGUUUGCAGCAGAGACACACUUGUUGACUUGGAAAGAGAUGGCAAAUUUGUCAAUAUCGACGACAACUACUUGGAUCCUCAGCUUUGUGCACCUUAUGCAUGUGAUAUCUACAAGCAUUUGCGUGCGUCCGAGGGAAAGAAAAGGCCUUCCACAGACUUCAUGGAGAGAAUUCAGAAGGACAUAAAUUCCAACAUGCGUGCCAUAUUAGUUGACUGGCUCGUCGAGGUGGCUGAAGAGUAUAGGCUUGUACCUGAUACAUUGUAUUUGACAGUCAACUACAUAGAUCGGUAUCUUUCAGGGAAUGUGAUGAGUAGGCAAAAGUUACAAUUACUUGGUGUUGCCUGCAUGAUGAUUGCCGCUAAGUACGAGGAGAUUUGUGCCCCUCAGGUGGAGGAAUAUUGUUAUAUAACUGAUAACACGUACUUCAAAGAAGAGGUUUUGCAAAUGGAAUCCGCUGUCUUAAAUUAUCUAAGGUUUGAAAUGACAGCUCCGACAAUAAAAUGUUUCUUAAGACAAUUUGUUCGCGCAGCUCAAGGAGUCAACGAGGUGGCAUCAUUACAAUUGGAGUGCCUGACCAACUAUAUUGCUGAAUUGUCUUUACUGGAGUAUACAAUGCUCUGUUAUGCCCCAUCACUUAUAGCUGCUUCUGCAAUCUUCCUGGCUAAAUUCAUUCUUUUCCCUUCAAAGAAACCAUGGAAUUCUACAUUGCAGCAUUACACACUCUACAAGGCUUCUGAUUUGCGUAACUGUGUGAAGGAUCUCCAUCGUCUAUGUUAUAACAGCCAUAGUUCUGGCUUGCCUGCAAUCCGGGAGAAAUACAGUCAACACAAGUACAAAUAUGUGGCAAAGAAGUCGUGUCCUCCAUCAAUCCCUCAAGAACUUUUCCAAAGUUGAGCGCAGACAAUUUCAUCUAAUUGUCCAAUUCUCGGUUGGAUAGGCUUUAGUUUGACUGUUACUCUGAGUGAAGUAACUGCUUUCUUUAACCUGUAACUUCCAAAAUGUAAUUUCCCCCCAUUUGAUAUCAACUGUUUUGCAGUAUUA